Messenger RNA from Salvia hispanica, 1596 nucleotides. RefSeq names its product alkane hydroxylase MAH1-like. Gene Ontology annotation, molecular function: heme binding; iron ion binding; oxidoreductase activity, acting on paired donors, with incorporation or reduction of molecular oxygen. The record is from RefSeq and is a predicted model, not a curated record. Lineage: Eukaryota; Viridiplantae; Streptophyta; Magnoliopsida; Lamiales; Lamiaceae.
UGAUCAUGUUCUACACCCAAAUUAUAGUAAUACUCAUUUGCCCUCUCCUCCUCCUAUUGGUGCCGUGGAAGUGGCCGCUGAUGAGGCUGCUCCCGACGGCGUACCUCAAGAGCCACAAACUCUACGACAAGCUUACGCAAGUCUUGGCCGAAAACAAGGGCACCAUCCUAUGCAAAACCUCGUGGUACACAAACGUGGACACCUUGGUCACUAGCGAUCCACGCAACGUGCACCACAUUCUCAACUCCAACUUCUCCAAUUACCAGAGAGGAUCCGAGUUCAGAAAGGCCUUCGACUUCCUUGGGGAGGCCGUCUUCGUCAAGGACAUCAAGGAGUGGAAGCAAGACAAGAAAUUGACGCAUGGAUUCUUCAAAGAGUCCCAUUUCCAAACCUCCAUGCCCAAGAUCAUCCGCCGCACCCUCGAGCAAGGCCUCGUCCCAGUCCUCCGCCAUGCGUCCGAGCAUAAUCAGGUUCUUGAUCUGCAAGAAGUCUUCAGCAGGUACAUGAUCGACGCGACGUGCUUGAUGGCCACUGGAUCCGACAUGGCCUCGCUCAGGGUAGGGUUCCCACACUGCCCCCUCAUGCAGGCCAUGGACGACAUGGCCGACGCCGUCUUCUGGCGAAACGUCCUCCCCGAGAGGGUAUGGAAGCUGCAGAGCUUCCUCAAGAUCGGGACCGAGAGGAACAUGGCGCGAGCGUGCACCAAUCUCAACCGGAUCGUGGAUGAUUUCCUGUCCACCAAGCACCGCCAAAUCGGAGACGACUAUUUCGACGUGCUAAAUUUUUACCGAACCGGCGGCGACAACGAAACCCCCAAAAAGGAGUUCUUAGCUGCCAACAUCAUGACCCUUUUUUUCGCAGCCAGAGACACCUCAGCCGCUCUCCUCACAUGGUUCUUCUACUUAAUUAAUUCUGUAAACCCUAAAUCAAAAAACGCGAUUUUGGAGGAAAUCGAUCGUUUUUUUCCAUCUACUGAUAUUUAUCCGAAUGUGGAGGAUUUGGGGAAAAUGGUUUAUCUCCAUUGUGCCCUAAGCGAGAGCUUGAGGCUGUACCCGCCUGCGCCGGUGAUUAUGAGGGAUCCGGCGCAGGAUGAUGUGCUUCCGAGCGGGCACCGGGUGGGGAGAUCGACGAGGAUCGUGAUUUGCACGUAUGCAAUGGGGAGGGAGGCGGAGAUAUGGGGAGAGGACUGCGCGGAGUUUAGGCCGGAGAGGUGGAUGGGAAAGGAAGGAGGGGUGAGGCAUGUUGCAUCGCACAACUUUCUUGCGUUCGGAUCGGGCCCGUGGGCUUGUCCGGGCCGGGAAAUGGCGUUUAAUCGGAUGAAAGCGGUUGUGGCCACCGUUUUGCGUAACUUUGAUGUUGAGGUUUUGGAGGGGCAGAGUGUUAGCCCGAGUGUUUCUGCUUUUCUGACGGUUAAAAAUGGUUUCAAGGCUUCCGUUUCUCUUAGGCGCCUAUGAAUGCUUUUUUGGCAAAAUAAACUGAUUAGAAUAUUGUUUUAAUAUAUCAAUAUAUUCUUAUUUGAAAUGAUAGUACAUAUGCUAAUUAACUUCAUGUUUAUUGAGAAAACAUUAGUAUAUGAAUCUAAUCAUUAAAUUUAUU